GCCAAUUCCAGUGCACGCUUCGUCCUUCAGGCGGCACGCGCGCUGCUUUCGCAUUUUAUUGAUAAAUCAAUACACCAGACCCGGAACCGGAAUGGCAAGCAGGAGGAGCGGAGAAGGUUCCACCGUCCAGCCGACGCUCCGUUAGUCAGUGCUCGCCGCGAAGCUCUGCUAAAGGCAACACACACCAGCCACCAGCAAACGCCGUUCGUACAGCGCGCGCGGCGGCCUAGUGUGCCGUGCCGUGUUGAGACUCUGUAUACACGCUACCAGGGCGCACCAGAGAAAAAUAAAAGAGCGAUACGCGGGUAGUCGGCUAGCUGGUCUGGCCCGGACACAACAUCACACAGCACGCCAAUCGAUUUUGGACCAAUUUUACAGACAAGUGAAAGUGCAGUUUGUUUGAAAGCGGAAAAGCAAAAGGUAAAGUUAAGCAGCGCGUCUCGAAAGUGUAGUGCGUGUGCAUGUGUGCGUGUGUAUUGUUUUAGCCCGAGUGGGAGCGAAGUCCCGAGGAAAGGGACGAGAGCAUGGUGGUGCCAUCGGCGAGAGCCUGCUUUUCCCUCAAGCACAACGCGCACACAUCCAAACGCGGCUAUCAUCCUCGCGGCAGCAUCUUCCAGCAGUGGCUCGAGAGGAAAGUGUGGUGAACUCAUUCGUUCGGUCGCUUCAUUCGCAGCAGUCAGCACGUUGAGGGAACACAUAGCAGCGGAAGGAAAACGGAAUAACAAACAACAACACACACACAUACAAAGGAAUCCUCACUAUACUUCUAUACAACCACAGUACUUUUUACUGCUUACCAUAUCUAAUACUCAACUUUUGGCUGUUUUGAGCGUGUUUUACCGCGAAGGGUGAAGGAUAUUCCCAUUUUACAACUUUACUUACGGAGGAGGUUGCGACGUCCCUCUACCAGCUGUGCUGUCCCUUCAGUAUUAUACAUCUAUAUUACCGAAUUUAGACCAACAAGAAAACACAUCCCCCUCGGAAGCGUCACACAGUAGAUAUUUUGCUUCCGAGAACAAAACCCCGUCAAAUGCAUAUCAGUAGGCAAUAUAGUGUUUAAGAAGCGGUCGGAAUAGAUAUAUAUCAGGAGGUGCAAGUUUUGGUGCUAAAAGGGGAUGAUACAGUGAAACAAACACACACAAACACAAACAGAGACCGGAGUAGUUUUAUGAUUCCAAAACACAUCCCCAUCACAAACCGUCGCCGAGUGUUUAUCAACAAGUGGAGGGUGUCCCAACGGUGGAGCCAUUUGGAGCCGCGCACACACAUUAGCAUCGUGGUCGACGUCAGCCGUCGUGAAUUCUAUUAUUUGCGUGGUGGUAGAGCGGCUGUGUCUCUCUAGCUGUCCUGUUCCGUUCUUUCCGGUGCCGGAGCUCGUGCCGCUGGUGUGGUAUUGGUUUGAUUUGGCGAUCCAAACACAUUCCGCGGCGUUCCCGGGAACCAUAACAUAUCAUCGCGAGCGGGACGAACGCGGGCGACGAACCGCAGGUUUGAGCAGGGUCUAGCCAGCUUCGGCCAAUCAGAGCAACAAGCCGCACAACAAGCCGGGAAGCUACAAUGAAGCGCCGAAAUGACUACAAGGUGGCGAUGGCCGAAAGCGUUGAGCUGGAACCGCUCGGUGGAAUGGACAAGCUGUCCGAGACGGACAGCAAGAAGCGCAAUGGCAUCAAUAAGUUCGGUGGCGAUAGCUCCUCGCGACCGGUUCGCGAUGGAGUUGCCGUGUGCUCACAGAAACGAGCACUGUUUGUGACGGCAAUAGUCCUCGGAACAUUGCUAGCAACGGCUCUAGUGAUAGCAUACGCGGGUCCACAGACAGUUUGUCCGUGUGCUGGGAAGAUACCACCCGGGUACGUCCCGGACGGAUACAACAGCUCGGAACCGUUCCUGCCGAUCGCCACCAACGGGCAGCCGUUCCCGUGGCUGCUGCCCACCUUACCGAACAAUGUCAAACCGAAUCGGUACAUUCUCACCAUACAUCCCAACCUUACGACGCUUGACGUAAAAGGUCAGGUGUCGAUAGAGCUGUACGUGGAAAAGGAGACGAACUUUGUGGUGCUGCACGCCCAGGAUCUUAACAUUACCGAGAAGGCGCUGGUUGGACCGAAAGGAUUUGCGUUGAAAAUUCUCCGCAUGCUGGAGUACACGCCACGCCAGCAGCUGUACAUUGAGACGCGCGAAAAGCUGCGGAAAAAGGCCAACUACACGCUCAGCAUACGGUGGCACUCUAAAAUGAUACUCGACCAAUUUGAGGGCGAUUUCGACAUGAAGAAGACAUUGGCCGCUACGGUGUUGAAGCCGGGUAGCACCAGGAAAGCGUUCCCUUGCUUCGAUGAGCCACACCUGCGAGCGGCGUUUAAGAUAUCACUCUUCCGCGAUCGGUUCCACAUCGGGCUGUCGAACUCGAUCGUGCAAGACACGGACGAUGUUGGUUUUUACAUGGGCACUGGAUUGCUGCGAGAUGAUUUUGCUGAAACGCCACCACUACCGCCCGAUUCGGUUUCGUGGGUCAUCAGUGACUUUAGGCGAGAACUGCUGGAACCAUCGGCAAAGUAUCAAAAGGUCAACGCAAGCGGCAACGGUGGGUCUGCGACAGGGGCGGGAAAAGUUCCACCCAGCACUGCUGGAGCGGGAAAUGGAAAAAGCACCCCUUCGAAGGUUACCAAGACGGAGAAAAAACCAUUCCGCAAUCUGACCGCCGUUCUGCUGUCGAAGAAUCUGUUCAAGCUCACCAACACCGCGCCGACGAAAGAAACUACCCAGAUCGAAAACGAUGUGACGAUCAGUGCGGCCGAAACUGGGCCCGCAGUCACGAAAUCAAACGGCACCGUCCUGCCAGAGCACGAUGCACUGUGGAACGGUGACACGGCGUUGAUACGAACGGCGCCGGCCUAUUCCUUCUACGCACCAGAAACACACAUCGCAAAGGGCACUUUCAUUCUGCACACCUCACGGGAUAUUUUGGAGUACCUUCAACAGUGGCUGUCGGUGGCUUACCCUCUGUCGAAGCUGGACUUUGUAGCACUUCCCUCGCUGCUGGACGAUUUGUCCAGCUCGCUCGGCAUCAUCGUGUGCCGUACAUCCUUCCUGAACGAACCGACGACCAUCUCGUCCAAGGAGUAUCACAUGUCGGUGGUGAAAAUUUCCGAAGGCAUCGUCAAGCAAUACUUCGGUGGGCUCAUCUCCCCGAAAGCAUGGAAGCACAAAUGGCUCUGGGAGGGUCUUAUACGCUAUUUGAGCCGCUUCCUGCUGGCCACUAUUCAGCCGCUCUGGCCCAUGAAGGAACUGUUCCUGAUCGACACGCUAACCAAAGCGCUUGACAUUGAUGCGCUGCAGGGUUGGGAAAGCAUCAGUGCCGGGGCGAGCGAUUCCGGCGAUAAUGAUCCGUUUUACGUGGACAAAUCGGCCGCACUGCUUUCGAUGCUACAAUCCGCCAUCGGGGAGCGUAACUUUCGGCAGUGCUUGGGCAAGUUCUUGAAAACGUACCAGUUCCAGACGGCCGAACCGAGCGACCUGUGGGCGAUCUGCGCGAAGCAGGUGAACAACAGCAAGUACGUGAGGGAGAUGAUGAACCAGUGGACCAACACGGCCGCCUUUCCGCUGCUAAAUGUAACGAUGAACGGGACCAGUCUCACCGUGAGACAGACGGGAUUCCGGCCGGCCGAGUACCUGGCAAUCUACGACGAGCCGAUGGAGGAGAUCGAGCGGGAAGGAGAGCAGGGCAGAAGCACUACCACCACACCGGUCCCGGUGGAUGCGACGGGCAAGAGUGGGUCCGGCGAGGCGGGCUCCAGAUGGGUCUUUCCGAUACACUACAUCACGGAUGUGCUCAACACGAACGAAACUGCGGCCGAGGCUGAGCACAAGGAGCAGCAGAGUUUAAUCAUCUGGCUGAACUCGAGCGAAGUGAUAAUCACAUUAAACCACACCGCACAAUGGAUCAAACUCAAUCACGGUCAAACAGGAUACUAUCGUGUUCUAUACGAUGAAGCAAACUGGGCCAAACUUGUAGAGCAGAUGCAAAUCAACAAUGCUGUAUUUAGCACUCAGGAUCGCGUUGGACUCGUUUCGGAUAUAUUUACCCUCUGCCACGCCAAUCUCAUACCGUGCCACGCGGCAAUGGAACUCAUAUCGUACUUCCCGAAGGAAAAGGAGUGGGGCCCGAUCGUGCUCGGCACGAGCCAUCUCGAAAAGUGGCGCAAGAUCCUGAAGUACUCCGAGUGCUACCUGGUGCUGGCCGAAUACGUGCGUCAAAAUCUGGCCAAAUCGAUACAGGUGCUGGGCUGGGAUGACACCGGCGAGGAUGAAACGAAGCUGCUGCGUCCCGUCCUAAUGCUCAGUGCGGCACUGUGGGAGGAGUCGGAAACGAUCAAGUUUGCCAAGGGCCUGGUGACCAACUUUACCACCCAUUCAAUACCGAUACCACCGAACCUGCGCUCCGUCGCCUACAUUGGUUCGGUCCUGUCCGGCGAGUUCCAGUACUGGCAGUUCUGCUGGGAUCGCUACAUGACCGUGCGACGCGAGAAGAGCUCCGUGCUCGAGGAGCGCAUGGAGCUGCUGCGAGCGCUUGGCGUUACGAAGGACGCCUGGCUGCAGAACCGGCUACUAUCGCACGUCAUCACGCUGCCCGUGUUUGAGAUCGUGCAGGUGCUGGAAGCAAUUGCCGGUACGCCUACCGGUGGCGCAAUGGCGUGCCGGUUUCUGCAGGCCAAGUGGUUCGAUUUCCAGUCCAAGUUGGGCCGUGGUACGGUUCAGUUUGCGCGCGUCAUCUCCGCCAUCACGCAGUACGGUUCGACCAAGUUCGACUACGAUGAGCUAAAAUCACUGGUGGAUCGGUUCGGGGACGGACCUGGCCUAAAGCUGCUUAACAUGACGCUCAGCACGGUGGCCGCGAACGUCGAGUGGGUGAGCCGAUCGCAAGCAUCCAUAUACAGCUGGAUCGAAAGCAAAUAUCACUUUUGAUUAAAGCGCCAAGCAAUAGUGAAGCGGACGUAGACUUUGUUCAUCUUAGAACAAUCCAACAAUUUUCAUCGAUGCGCAACUGUUCCGUUUCCUUUCUUCUUCUUCUACUUUUAAAACUUAGUUCGGUUUUUUUGUAAUGCCUGACUUUCAAGAUGCGUAGAAAAGGGUGGAACCCCGCAGGAGGAGAGAUGUAGCAAACCACACACAAAAAACAUACGGUAACAAAGAUAGUGAAAACGAAGGACAAUUUCUAGGACAAGCAAAAAGGGCGGCAAGAAUGCAUUUAUCGUAGUACAAUCUCAAGACUCCUUUUAUAGAUACCAAGAGGACGGCGCCUGCAGGAGGCGAAGUGUUCUUCAAUCUUCCACUGUCUACGUUUUAGGUAUAUAGGUGUAAAUAUAUAUAUUCUACAAACAUAUAAGUUACCAAAGAAUGCAAAGAAUAGUUUGUGUGAUCGACAAUUUAUAUCGUAUAUCUCGCCAGUAACUUAAGAAGAGAAGAAAAUGAACAAGGAAAAAACCAUAGCGAAAGCAACCAUAGCGAAAGCAACCAAACCAAACCGAAUAGACGAACCAGAAUGGAAAUCAUGCAUAUAAAGGCCCCGCAGAACGAUAGUGAUGGGAAGAAUGCACAAAGUGGCAGCAGAUAGACGCCACCCUCCCAUUUGGGGCGGAGGUGUGUUGGUUUUUUGUGCGUUUAGCUAUAUAUAUAUAUAUAUUAAGCUGUUUGGUGCUAAAUACGCCCGCUCGGUGUGUAUGUAUGUGCAUCCCGCAUGCUAGGUAGUAGACCGUACGCACGCCCCUCUAGUCUACGUGCUGAUCUUACCGCCGAUAGUGCGUGAUCGGGACAAAGUUACCCCAAAAAGUAGUCGACGGGAAAGCGCGCGGGUACGGCUACUAGUUAAAACGAUCCUUAUAUCAACAAUCCUAUGUUUGGUGUUCAGUGUGUGUGUAUAUGUCACGCCUGAAUGUCACCCGUUUUGCAAACAGCAGCAGCAGUGAUUUAUGUUGAAUAUAUGAAUAAUCAGUGUUCAGUAUUGAUUUAGUGCAUCUCUCAUCUUUCUAUCUCUUUCUAAUCUCUCUUCUCACUGAAAUGUGUAAUUUCCUUUGCAAGUCAGAACCAAAACUGGAACAGGCAAACACACGAAACAUGCAUACCAUGGAUACACAACGUAAUUAAAUGGUGUGAACAUUA
Messenger RNA from Anopheles merus, 6153 nucleotides. Its product is annotated as aminopeptidase N. The record is from RefSeq and is a predicted model, not a curated record. Gene Ontology annotation, biological process: proteolysis; peptide catabolic process. Gene Ontology annotation, molecular function: zinc ion binding; peptide binding; metalloaminopeptidase activity. NCBI's taxonomy places the organism in Eukaryota, Metazoa, Arthropoda, Insecta, Diptera, Culicidae. Gene Ontology annotation, cellular component: cytoplasm. The transcript is spliced from 11 exons. The coding region runs from base 1558 to 4959 and encodes 1133 amino acids.